Messenger RNA from Triticum aestivum (bread wheat), 1138 nucleotides. Its product is annotated as glycine-rich protein 5-like. Lineage: Eukaryota; Viridiplantae; Streptophyta; Magnoliopsida; Poales; Poaceae. The coding region runs from base 45 to 770 and encodes 241 amino acids. The transcript has a single exon. The record is from RefSeq and is a predicted model, not a curated record.
GCUUGGCACUCCACUUAGGUUGGAAGCUAGAGCUAGCUCGAUCGAUGGCGAGGUGGAGCACCGUUACUGCCGCAAUGGCGUGCCGCUUCCUGGCAGUCGUCGUCCUCCUCCUUGCGGUGGCGCCGCUAGUCCCGGCUGACGCGAGAGACGUGCCUGCCACGGCCACCGCCACCGCCAAGACCACAAAGACAACUGCGACGACCACGAGUGCUAAGAACGUCGGCGUGGCUGCGGCCGCACCGGCCGGCCUCGGCGACCAGAAGACCUUCCUGGGCAGCGGCCUGGGCGGAGGCUACGGUGGCGGCGUCGGGGGCUUCGCUGGCGCCAGCGGGGUGGGAGGCCUGGGCGGAGCGGUGGGUGGCAUCGGCGGCGUGGGAGGGAUCGGGGGCAUUGGUGGCCUCACUGGCGUGGGAGGCGUCGGUGGGCUCGGCGGAGCCGGCGGUGGCGUUGGCGGCCUUGGCGGCGCGGGCGGGAUCGGUGGGCUCGGCGGUGGUGGUGCAGGUGGCCUCGGCGGUCUGGGCGGUGGCUCCGGUGGACUUGGUGGCCUUGGCGGUGGCUCGGGCGGACUUGGUGGACUUGGCGGUGGCUCCGGUGGACUUGGUGGCCUUGGCGGUGGCUCGGGCGGACUUGGUGGACUCGGCGGUGGAGGAGGUGGGAUUGGUGGCCUCGGCGGUGGAGGCGGCGGGCUCGGCGGUGGAGGACUCGGAGGUGGCGCCGGUGGACUCGGCGGUGGCAUCGGUCACGGCGGCGGCGGCUGCAUCCAUCCGUGACCGUGACAGACGAGUAGAUCGCCGUGCAUGCAGUACGUACGUUGCAUGCAUGCGUAGUGUCAACGGUCAAGGUCCAAAGAAGGGUCAACGCUGCAUGCAUGCCAGAUUGUCAGUAGGAAGUGUAUCCACGUGUUGAUGAUGCCAUGUUGAAAUAAGCAUGCAUGCAUGCAUGCAUGCUACUAGCUUAAUUACGUACGUGUACACGUACCCUAGCUAGCUAGCUCGUCCACAGCUCGAUCAUGUUGCUUUCAGUAGUAUCUCUCCCUCUUUGUUUAGGGCCCCGCACGUUACCCUUGUGUUGUGUGUGCUAGCUCCUCGGCGUCCCUGCAUGUGUAAUGAAAAAUAAUUCAGCCUUGUCAUUUUCAAAA